UUGUAAAAAAAAUAACAAAAUAAAAAGAAUUUCCAUAAAAUUAAAAUAUCAACUCUGAUUUCUGAACAAUCUGAACUCUCUGGUGCAAUUUUUUUGAGGCCGAGGCCAAAAAAAUAAACUCCGCAUUCUUCUUUCGUCAGAUAGUCAUCAUCAGAUUUCAUCAUUUUUGCUCCAGAGUUUAUUAACGACCUAAAGAUAGAUUCCGUGUGGGGCUGGGCGUCACCGCCCUUACGUCUCCAAUUCUCCUCGCAUUCGCGGGGUCCCUGUCGGAUGGGGGACUCCGCAGGAGGAGAUCGACCUCCAUCGCCUGCCAGACUUUCGCACACCUCCGACAAACACCCCAAGAACACCUUGACAGAACUGAAUCUGCUGCGACGCCAACGCGAACUGUGCGACGUAGUUCUCAAUGUGGGCGGACGGAAAAUUUUCGCCCACCGGGUGAUACUUAGCGCUUGCAGUCCUUAUUUUCGUGCAAUGUUUACAGGCGAAUUGGCUGAAUCUAGACAAACCGAAGUGACUAUCAGAGAUAUUGAUGAGCUGGCGAUGGACUUAUUAAUUGAUUUCUGUUAUACUUCACACAUUGUCGUAGAAGAAUCAAAUGUGCAAAUGUUACUACCCGCAGCCUGUCUGCUGCAACUGACUGAAAUACAAGACAUUUGUUGCGAGUUCCUUAAAAGACAACUAGAUCCCUCCAAUUGUUUGGGUAUACGAGCAUUCGCAGAUACUCACUCUUGCAGGGAAUUACUUAGAAUAGCUGACAAGUUUACUCAACACAACUUCCAAGAAGUAAUGGAAUCAGAGGAAUUUAUGUUACUGCCUGUUGGUCAAUUAGUUGAUAUCAUAGCCAGCGAUGAAUUAAAUGUGCGCACUGAAGAACAAGUAUUUAACGCCGUCAUGUCCUGGGUGAAAUACAACGUUGCCGAGCGAAGACAGCACUUACCUAGCGUACUUCAACACGUAAGAUUGCCUUUGCUGAGCCCGAAAUUUCUUGUUGGAACCGUGGGGUCAGACCUGCUGGUUAGAUCGGAUGAAUCUUGCAGAGACCUAGUUGACGAAGCCAAAAACUAUUUGCUUUUGCCGCAAGAAAGGCCUCUCAUGCAAGGACCUAGAACUAGACCAAGGAAACCGACGCGAAGGGGUGAGGUUUUAUUUGCAGUCGGUGGAUGGUGCAGCGGUGAUGCUAUAGCUUCAGUGGAAAAAUUUGAUCCGCAAACUAUGGAAUGGAAAAUGGUUGCACCGAUGAGCAAAAGACGAUGCGGUGUAGGCGUGGCAGUAUUGAACGAUUUACUUUAUGCCGUUGGUGGACACGAUGGGCAAAGUUAUUUAAAUAGUAUAGAAAGGUAUGAUCCUCAAACUGAUCAAUGGUCAUGCGAUGUGGCUCCAACAACGUCUUGCAGAACAAGUGUCGGCGUUGCUGUUUUAGACAAUCUCCUGUAUGCUGUUGGUGGUCAGGAUGGCGUCCAAUGUUUAAAUCAUGUUGAAAGGUAUGACCCCAAAGAGAACAAAUGGUCAAAAGUGGCCCCCAUGACUACUAGAAGGUUAGGUGUUGCUGUUGCGGUUUUGGGUGGUUACCUUUAUGCCAUUGGAGGUUCUGAUGGCCAAUCGCCUUUAAAUACGGUGGAAAGGUAUGAUCCACGGCAUAAUAAAUGGACCAUAGUCAGUCCAAUGUCGACCAGACGAAAACAUCUUGGUUGUGCAGUAUUUAAUAAUUUAAUUUACGCUGUUGGUGGUAGGGAUGAUUGUAUGGAAUUGAGCAGUGCAGAAAGGUAUAAUCCGCACACAAAUACAUGGAGUCCUAUUGUAGCCAUGACUUCUAGGAGGAGUGGAGUUGGUUUGGCAGUUGUUAACGGACAACUGUACGCAGUAGGCGGCUUCGACGGUACGGCGUAUUUGAAAACCAUCGAAUUCUACGACACCGAACAAAAUCAAUGGCGGUUGUGCGGCUCGAUGAACUACAGACGUUUAGGCGGCGGCGUCGGAGUAAUGAGAGCGCCCCAAACCGAGAACCGGAUGUGGUAGUUUUAGCAUUUGUUGACGCCACAUUUUUUGUAUUUUCAGGACGAAGUGUGAAGAAUCUCCGAUUUUUGAUAGUCGCAUAUAAGUAAUGUGAAGUUUCUUUAUACAGUGAUGCUUGGUUUUGUCCAAUUGAUAUGUGCAUGUCGAUCGAUAUCAGGAUAUGUUGUUUGAAGACAUAUUUAUAUGAAAAAUCAUGAUAGAGGCGAGCCAAAAAAGAUCUUACUAUACAUAUACAUACUUCAAUUUUACCCAAAUAACUGAUGGACAUUUUUAUAAGACAGAACCUACUUCGCCCAGGAUAAGAUGCUUAGAUACAAUCCAGUCUUAUACAGCUGUGGUUUUCAUUUUAUUUGCAUAUUAUUUUGACAUUUUCAACAUUGUCGUGCUUACUUAUCAUGAAAAAUGGUUGGAUGGUAUCCAGUCAAUAUGAACGUAAAACAGAAACCAGAAGAUUGUCCCCUCUAUACAAUCAAUAGGAUAAGAGUUUAUUAUGUGACAUUACAAUUUAAUCCUUCAAGUUGCAAGUGAUAUAUUAGUUAAAUUAUAGAAAAGCCUCAACAAACAAGGCUAAGAGUAAAAUUCACAUAAGUACCUAAACAUUUUAUUCACUAUCUUUCAAAUAGAUAAAAACAAACAAUUUGUGUAAAGUGUAAACAUUUAUGUAAAGACUCCCAUGGACAUUACAAAUUUAUUGUCAUUAGUAUUAUUUCAAAUUAGUGAGGUAAUUAGGGCUUUACAUUAGGUCUGUUCUAGUUUCCUGACUGUUUUCAACCAAUGAAAUUCGAUCUGACUGGUUUGAGAUUUCUGCAGAAACAGACCUAUUAUUCGAGCGGCAAUAAUCUCGUUAAUUAACCAAAAAAAUAAUGACAUUAAGCUCAUAUCCUAAGUAUAAGUAUAAACAUUGCCUGUUAUACAUACACCUUAUUUUAAUUUUUGGUGGCGUCAAUUAUUUGUAAAUAGCGAAUUAUUGUUAUAUGGAAAAUACCAUAAUAACUGCAGCUUUUAGCAUAACUCGUUCCAAAUAUAUUUCAGAUCUUGCUGUAGUUAUUAUGGUAUGCUUGUUAUGCGAUCGGUGGAUUGGGUUUUUAUUUUAAAAUUUUUGUUGACAAUUGUGAAAGUUUAUCUCUUUAUUCGCGGAAUACUUUGUACUGUAAAAAUUAAUUCGAUUGAUUCUGAAAUUUUGAAACUAAUUUUUGUUGGCUUCCAAAAUGUGAUGACUUAGGAGUUUCCAAAGAACACAAAAAUGGUAUUCAAUCAUUGUGCAGAUUAUGUGAGUUCAUAGAGCAGAUUUUUUUUAACUAUGUUAUAAGUUUCUAUUUAAAUACUUUAGGGUUUAUUCUAAUUAUUAUAGAUUAUAAUAAAGAUCAAAGUAUGUAUCAACUUUUUUUUUCUUUUGCCUCUGGAUCGAGUUUAAAGAAAUUUCAGCCAGCAAAAAUAAAAAUAAUGUAAAUG
Ceutorhynchus assimilis (cabbage seed weevil) is the source of this 3468-nucleotide messenger RNA. The record is from the annotation of a GenBank genome assembly. NCBI's taxonomy places the organism in Eukaryota, Metazoa, Arthropoda, Insecta, Coleoptera, Curculionidae.